Molecule: messenger RNA, 813 nt
Organism: Gymnogyps californianus (California condor)
Lineage: Eukaryota; Metazoa; Chordata; Aves; Accipitriformes; Cathartidae
Gene: MRPS10
Product: mitochondrial ribosomal protein S10
Exons: 7
Coding region: 9-602 (197 amino acids)
Biological process (GO): translation
Cellular component (GO): ribosome; mitochondrion; mitochondrial small ribosomal subunit
Molecular function (GO): structural constituent of ribosome
Source: RefSeq, a predicted model, not a curated record
GAGAGAAGAUGGCGGCGGGGUGGCUGUGGCGGCGGCUCUCUCAGGGAUCAGCUUUUCCUGUCAGUUAUGCAAGCAGAAUCAUGCAAAAGCAGUGUUUUCUUCCAAGCUCUGACUUGAUGGGAGCACGGCUGGCUGGAUCCCAUGUUGAUACACAGGAGCCUAAGACUAAUCCUUUGGUAUCUAUUUCAGAUGAGCCAGAAACACUGUACAAGAGAUUGUCCCUUUUAGUUAAAGGCCACGAUAAAGCUGUGUUGGACAGCUACGAAUAUUUUGCAGUGCUUGCAGCUAAAGAACUUGGCAUCUCUGUUGAAAAAGUACAUAAACCUCCAAAGAAGAUAGAACGAUUGACACUUUUAAAAUCUGUACACAUUUACAAGAAGCACAGAGUUCAGUAUGAAAUGAGAACACAUUACUUGUGUUUGGAGUUAAAAUACCUAACAAGCAGUACUGCUGCAGUUUACUUGGAGUAUGUUCAACGAAACUUACCUGAAGGGGUUGCCAUGGAAGUGAAAAAGACGAAGAUAGAGAAAAUACCUGAACACAUUCAGGAACCAGUUUGGGAUACACUACCUCAAGUAGAAGAAACUGAAGUCAAGUCAUGAACUCACCAGGUACUUGGCUCCAUUAGUGCUGAAAUUAGUUGCUCCUAUCAACCUAAUUUACUGAGAUGGUCUACUGUUAAAUAAAAGUUCUCUUCUAAAGUAAUUAUAUAAACUCUUAUUUCAUCGAGUUAUUCUUGAUCAUUACUCCAGUACAUGUAGACUAAACAGCUAUAAAGUGAAGAAGUUUGACUGUACUCUGUCAUCAGGAACU